CGUGCUGUUGCCUCCGUUUGGAACACUUUAUCCUUCCACUAUCUAACUGUGUCUCACUUUUUCCUGCAGACUCUGGCCCCUUUUCUCAGAUGGGUUUCCUGACCACCCCCAACCCCGGCCGUGGGAGACUUUGACUUCAACGGUUCAGGGUCCCCAGGUCCGUGGGCACAGGGGGCCAUCAGUGUUGGUUAAAUUAUAAGAAUCACUCACACAUGGCAUCACCAACCACGUACCAGACCCUACUCUAAGCGCUUGACAGAUGGAAGGUUCCAUCGCUUUCUCCAGACCAUGACCGAGGCAGAGACCAGGGUGCGCUCCUGAGGACGGAGGCCGAGUCUCGGUGCCCACUCCUGUGACCUAGCGCCCCACACAGAGGUGUGUCUUCCUCGGGCCGCCUGGGACCUGGGACGCGAGGGGCAGGGCCCAGCCGGCGCCAGGCCUCGGAAUCCGCCCGGCCCCUCACCUGAGCCGCCAGCCGCCGCCCGCACUUCCUCGCCCCGCCCCGCCCCACCCCGCCCCUUCCACAUUCCUGCCCCGCCGGCCCCGAGGCCGCCGCUCCGCGGCGCCUGGCCCUCCCUCCGCUGCCCCGCGAUGAAGGCGGCCCAGGCCUCAGGCGAGGAGGCGCCGCCCGGCGCGCGGUCCGUCAAGGUGGUCCUGGUGGGCGACGGCGGCUGCGGGAAGACGUCGCUGUUGAUGGUCUUCGCCGAGGGCGCCUUCCCCGAGAGCUACACCCCCACGGUAUUCGAGCAGCUCACCGUGAAUCUGCACGUGAAGGGCAAACCCGUGCACCUCCAAAUCUGGGACACAGCAGGGCAAGUCGACUACGACCGCCUGCGGCCCCUGUUCUACCCUGAUGCCAGCGUCCUGCUCCUCUGCUUUGACGUCACCAGCCCACACAGCUUUGACAACAUCUCUAACCGGUGGUACCCGGAGGUGAAUCACUUCUGCAAGGAGGUGCCCAUCAUCGUCGUGGCCUGCAAGACUGACCUGCGCAAGGACAAGUUGCUGGUGAAGAAGCUGCAGAAAAAUAGGUUGGAACCUGUGACCUACCACAGGGGCCAGGAGAUGGCACGGGCCGUGGGCGCCGUGGCCUACCUCGAGUGCUCGGCUCUGCUCCAGGAGAACGUCCACACCAUCUUCCAGGAGGCGGCCAAGGUGGCCCUCAGCAGCCGCCGUCGCAACUUCUGGAGGCGGAUUACCCAGAGCUGUUGUGUGGUGACUUGAUGGGCUGGGGCGCUCCUUCCCUGACCACACCAGCGGCACAGGAAGGAGCUGGGCGCUGACCUGGCCAGUUGGCUGGGCUGGACCCAGUCCCCAGGCUGUGACCACCGAACUGUACCCCAAACAGAUGGACACCACCGAGGCCGGGCCCCUGACUCUGGCGCUGGUAUCCCUGGACUGGAGAGAAACCCCUCUGAAGCCUGAGGAAGGGGGUUCCCGGGCUCACCAGCCCUGUGGAGGGCUAGGCCUGGAGACCCCUGGAAUCACUCCCAGCACCCAGCCCUGGACUACACAUCCUGGAGCGGCCUGUGCAGCCUGGCGCCACCUCGUGGGUGUUCUCGGGCCUGCACCUUCAGGACCCGGUGGUGCUAGGACCCUCCAGCCAGAAUUCACACCCUGCCCCGUCCCCCUUCGCCCUGCCCAUCCCAGUGGUAACUGUAACACUAAAAUGACAUCACUUUUCAGUUGCGUCACGCCUCUUGUUUCGAAAUGCCUUUACACACACGUUCCAUGGUGGAUAAGAGCACACCCCACGUAGGCACUGGACCCAGUGUAACUACCUUGGAUCCAAAUCCGGCUUUAUCACUUUAGAACCCUGGGCAAGUUACUGGAAUUCUCUGGGCCUCUCGUCUGUGAAAUGGGACCAAUCACAGAUGACCUCAUGGAACUUUGGGAUGAGUAAGAGCAUCAUGAGACACCUGCGAAGAACGUAGCAGGUGCCUGGCACACAGUAAGUGCUCACAAAAGGUUCACAGGUGUCACUUUUAUUUAUGAUAAAUACAAUAGACAAUA
Globicephala melas (long-finned pilot whale) is the source of this 2013-nucleotide messenger RNA. It is a transcript of the gene RHOD, whose product is annotated as ras homolog family member D. Gene Ontology annotation, cellular component: cytosol. The record is from RefSeq and is a predicted model, not a curated record. NCBI's taxonomy places the organism in Eukaryota, Metazoa, Chordata, Mammalia, Artiodactyla, Delphinidae. Gene Ontology annotation, biological process: small GTPase-mediated signal transduction. Gene Ontology annotation, molecular function: GTP binding; GTPase activity; protein kinase binding.